GAGGGUGUCAGAUUAAGACUACACGGGGGGUACUUUAACGAGUGUUUCAUUGAAUCGUGAGUAGGAUAUGAUGUUGCAACAAUUGUUGCCCCUGCUCUCCCUAGCGCCGCUACACCGCGCAUGUGCGAGGUCUGUGGUGAGGACAAAUGUAUCAACAGCUUCCCCAAUGCAACCCAGGUAUCCUCUCACGACCACGAACACGACGUCUGCCACGAGUGCUUUGCCAUGCACCUCGACGUUGAAGUCGACUCGAAGAUGUGGGACCAAAUCUCCUGCCCUCAGUGUCCUUCCCUUCUCCAACAACACGAGAUACAGAACCUCGCUACCCCUGAGUGCUUCGCAAAGUACGCCCGCUUUGCUCGUAGAGCAGCUCUCUCCAGCAACCCUGACUACAGAUACUGCUUCUCCACCAGUUGUGAGUCUGGUCAAGUCUAUGAGGGUCAAGAGCCCGUGUUCUCCUGUCAGGAGUGCGGUCAUAGGCACUGCACUGUUUGCGAAGUCGACUGGCAUAAGGACGAAACUUGUGAGCAGUAUCAAGCACGCAAUCAGGUCCAGAAGGGAUACGAGGCAGAGUCCGAGGCAACACUCCAAGCCACUUCAAAGCCCUGCCCCAACUGCCAGGCCAGAAUCGUGAAGAGCGACGGCUGCGACCACAUGCUCUGCUCUCAAUGCCAACACCAGUUCUGUUGGGCCUGCUUGGCUGACUUCAUCCCCAUCGCUCGUCACGGUCUUCACAACCACCAUCCCGACUGUCCAAACCAUCGCCCUGCUGGUGAUAUCAACGAAGACAUGAUCGCACACGCCAAUGCAAUGCUGCUGAUGGCAAAUGGCAGAUUCCAGGAGAUGCUUGAAGAGAUCUUUGGAUUCAGAUUGCAGUAGUCGAUUGAUACGAAUGGGAGUACGUACAGAGAUACAGUAAUAAUGAAACUUUCCGAUGGCACGAACACCGUUGCCCCUGUUCCCCUGAGCUCUUCCUUAUCUCACUGUUAGGGGUGGUGCUAGAUGAAUUCAGUGAAAUUGCAGGAUGAAAUUUCGUUUUGCGUAAAGAUCCAAAGAGAGCUGGAAAAAUAAGCAGUGAAAUCAGACUUUCAAUGGUCAGUCAGAGCGGAACGAAAGUCAUCUUGCAUCUCGAUGCAAUAUAUCGGGCCUAGGAGAGCAGUACUAAAUCCAACCUUCCUAGUACCCCUUGAUGCUCGCGUAUAGAGCCCUGCCAUCCUUCUCAUAUGAACGUGUCAGUCCAGAAUACGCCAGUAGGAUUGCAUGAUGAUUUUACAUUCUGUAUGUGCCUCCAGAGAGAGUCAUGAUUGAU
Aureobasidium pullulans EXF-150 is the source of this 1309-nucleotide messenger RNA. RefSeq lists its product as uncharacterized. Gene Ontology annotation, biological process: protein linear polyubiquitination; proteasome-mediated ubiquitin-dependent protein catabolic process. The record is from RefSeq and is a predicted model, not a curated record. NCBI's taxonomy places the organism in Eukaryota, Fungi, Ascomycota, Dothideomycetes, Dothideales, Saccotheciaceae. The coding region runs from base 121 to 879 and encodes 252 amino acids. The transcript is spliced from 2 exons. Gene Ontology annotation, cellular component: ubiquitin ligase complex. Gene Ontology annotation, molecular function: ubiquitin binding; zinc ion binding; ubiquitin-protein transferase activity.